AUGAGCGCCUCCUAUCCGUCAUGGAAAGAUCGCACGCAGAAUCAGUUCGGAAAGCUUCAGAUCCAAGUGCCAUGGCGCUCAUUCCAGCUUCUGGUGCCACAUCGCAUGCGUCGCAAGCUCCGGUCCAAACUCCGGAGCCGCCUCUCGCCCACCUCGUCCAUAUCGAGGUUGCAAACCUCCUUCUCGCCUGCCGACACCCUCAAAUCCUUACAGGCACACCGGUGGACGGUGUAUGACUUCCAAUACUUGUUGCUCCUCAUCAUCGGCUUUUUCUCCUUGACAAUCAUCCAGUCUCCUGGACCACUGGGAAAGACGGCGAUCGCCACGGGACUUUUGUGCUCUCUCCUUAUGCCAAUCACCCGGCAAUUCUUCUUGCCCUUCCUUCCCGUUGCUGGGUGGCUUAUCUUCUUCUAUGGAUGCCAAUUCGUUCCAAGCGAUUGGCGGCCUGCCAUUUGGGUCCGAGUAUUGCCAGCCAUGGAAAACAUCCUGUACGGUGCCAACAUAAGCAAUAUUCUAUCCGCCCACCAAAAUGUGGUGCUUGACAUUCUGGCAUGGAUUCCUUACGGACUCUGCCAUUACGGAGCGCCAUUCGUCGUUUCACUGAUCCUUUUCUUCUUCGGCCCCCGGGAACUACCCCUCUCCGACUACUCGAUGCAGGGAAACCCAGCUGGUCUUGCUCGCAUUGACAAGCUGCUGGGUAUUGAUCUCUACACUUCAGGCUUCAAGCAGUCCCCUGUUGUUUUCGGCGCAUUCCCUUCGCUCCAUGCUGCCGACUCUACCCUGGCAGCACUGUUCAUGAGCCACGUCUUCCCGCGGUUGAAGCCCCUCUGGGUUACCUACACUCUGUGGAUGUGGUGGGCUACCAUGUAUCUUUCUCACCACUACGCAGUCGAUCUGGUCUGCGGUGGUCUGCUUGCCACAGUUGCCUUCUACUUUGCCAAGACCCGGUUCCUGCCGCGAGUCCAGGCCGACAAGAUGUUCCGCUGGGACUACGACUACGUUGAAAUCGGUGACUCUUCUCGCGACUUCGGGUAUGACCUUGCCAGCUUGGAUGGCGAUUUUAACUUGGACAGCGACGAGUGGACCGUGGGCUCUUCUUCGUCCGUUUCCUCUGGCUCUCUGAGCCCCGUGGACGAUCAUUACACAUGGGAAAGCGAAACUCUCACCUCGAAUCACGACAUCGAGGCUGGUCGCUAA
This is a messenger RNA of Penicillium samsonianum, 1197 nucleotides long. Its product is annotated as phosphatase PAP2 family protein. Lineage: Eukaryota; Fungi; Ascomycota; Eurotiomycetes; Eurotiales; Aspergillaceae. Gene Ontology annotation, molecular function: inositol phosphoceramide synthase activity. Bases 1 to 1197 code for a protein of 398 amino acids. The record is from RefSeq and is a predicted model, not a curated record. Gene Ontology annotation, biological process: sphingolipid biosynthetic process; inositol phosphoceramide metabolic process. Gene Ontology annotation, cellular component: inositol phosphoceramide synthase complex. The transcript has 3 exons.